CCCGAUAACUAAACACGAACAGAAGGAACUACUGCCACCUGCUUUGAUGUCGAUGUGCACCAUGCUAAAUACUUAUCCCGUUUCAGCGUGACACUUGCAUGACAGGGGUCACAUUGAUAAAACAGCAGUUUAUUUCUGCCCAAUUUAUCAGGCAGCUUUUUCUGAUGACACGGGCGAUCCAUCGGGGCCUGAGGAAUUCUGCGCACUUCUGAAAACGUCAGAUAUGCUUUCAUCAACCUUGCUGCCUUACCGCAUGACACCUUAAAUGCUUUUCGACCAGGGAUUUAUCGAGUUGGACGGUCACAUUGGACAGCAUGAGGAAGGACGUGAGGAUAUUACUCGUAGGGGAACCCAAAGUGGGGAAGACCUCCCUCAUCAUGUCGCUGGUGACAGAGGAGUUCCCUGAUGUGGUGCCGUACCGUGCCGAGGAGAUCACCAUUCCUGCUGAUGUCACCCCGGAGAGAGUACCUACGCACAUCGUCGACUACUCAGAGGCCGAACAGACAGAUGAACAGCUCUUUCAAGAGAUAACUAAGGCCAAUGUCAUAUGCAUCGUCUAUUCAGUCAACAACAAGAACUCCAUUGAAAAGGUCACCAGUCACUGGAUUCCACUCAUCAAUGACAACACGGAUAAGGACAGCAGGGUUCCCCUCAUCCUGGUGGGCAACAAGUCAGACCUGGUGGAGCACAGCAGCAUGGAGACCAUUCUGCCCAUCAUGAACAAGUACACCGAGAUAGAGACCUGCGUGGAGUGUUCUGCCAAAAACCUGAAGAAUAUUUCCGAGCUCUUCUACUAUGCCCAAAAGGCUGUCCUGCACCCCACUGGACCCCUCUACUGCCCCGACCUGAAGUUGAUGAAGCCAUCUUGUCUGAGGGCCCUGACCCGCAUCUUCAAGGUGUCCGAUUUGGAUAACGACGGCAUCCUCAAUGACCAUGAACUCAACAUCUUUCAGAGGACGUGUUUCAACACCCCACUGGCUGCCCAGGCCCUGGAGGACGUUAAGAACGUGGUGAGGAAGAACAUCAACGAUGGAGUGUGUGACAACGGCCUCACACUGAAUGGGUUCCUCUUUCUGCACACGCUCUUCAUCCAGAGGGGGCGGCAUGAGACCACCUGGACCGUCCUGCGCAGGUUUGGCUACGAUGACGACCUGGAGCUCCAUCAGGACUACCUCUUUCCCCCGUUAAAAAUACCUCCCGACUGCACCACUGAGCUGAACCACAACGCUUACCUCUUCCUGCAGAGUGUCUUCGACAAGCAUGACAAGGACAGGGACUGUGCACUUUCCCCUGAGGAGCUGAAGGACCUGUUUGACGUCUUCCCCUACAUACCCUGGGGGCAGGACGUCAACAACACCGUCUGCACCAACGACCAGGGAUGGAUCACCUACCAGGGCUACCUCUCGCAGUGGACGCUAACUACAUACCUGGACGUACAGAGGUGUCUGGAGUACCUGGGUUACCUAGGUUACUCGAUCCUUGCUGAGCAGGAGUCUCAGGCAUCUGGAGUAACUGUGACUCGAGACAAGAAGAUCGAUCUGCAGAAGAGGCAGACCCAGAGGAACGUGUUCCGUUGUAACGUGUUCGGGGCCAGCGGCAGCGGAAAGAGCGGCUUCCUGCAGGCGUUCCUGGGAAGAAAUAUGAUGCGCCAGAGAACGAUAAACGAGGAACACAAGUCCUACUACGCCAUCAGCACUGCCUACGUCUACGGUCAGGAGAAGUACUUGCUGCUCCACGAAGUUUUCCCAGACUUCGAUUUCCUGUCGGAUGCCGAGCUGUCCUGCGACGUGGUGUGCCUGAUCUAUGACAGCAGCAAUCCGGUCUCGUUCGAGUACUGCGCAAAGGUCUUUAAGCAAUACUUCAUGGACAGCAAGAUGCCGUGCAUGCUGGUGGCGUGCAAGGCGGACCUGCCGGAGGUGAAGCAGCAGUACGCCAUGACGCCGCUGGAGUUCUGCAGGAAGCACAAGAUGCCGCCGCCGCAGUCCUACACCUGCAACACGGCGGCCGCGCCCAGCCGAGACAUCUUCAUCAAGCUCUGCACCAUGGCCAUGUACCCGCACAUGUCCCAGACUGAUCUGCAGAGCUCCACCUUUUGGUUGAAGGCGAGCGUCGGGGCCACGGUCUUCAUGGUGCUGGGGUUCGCCAUGUACAGAGCCAUGCUCCGCUCCCGAUGACGGACUUAACCAACCCGCACACUGUAGCUC
Engraulis encrasicolus (European anchovy) is the source of this 2204-nucleotide messenger RNA. RefSeq names its product ras homolog family member T1 (gene rhot1b). Gene Ontology annotation, cellular component: cytoplasmic vesicle; cytoskeleton; mitochondrial outer membrane. The transcript is spliced from 19 exons. The record is from RefSeq and is a predicted model, not a curated record. Gene Ontology annotation, biological process: mitochondrion organization; small GTPase-mediated signal transduction; engulfment of apoptotic cell. Lineage: Eukaryota; Metazoa; Chordata; Actinopteri; Clupeiformes; Engraulidae. Bases 315 to 2174 code for a protein of 619 amino acids. Gene Ontology annotation, molecular function: GTP binding; calcium ion binding; GTPase activity.